GUCUACCCGUGGUGUGAAGAAGAACGAGUGGAACAUUCUGCGGUUGUCCACCCACCUCAGCACGAACGAACGUGCUCGGGGAAUGUGGGGCAUUUUGCUGCAGCUGGGUGCCCCUCACUCAAAUGCAAGCAUCAUGAGAGGGAAAGUCAAGUCAUGACAUGCGUACACUUUUUUUAUUUUUAAACGCGUACAUCACCUCACUCUUACUCACGGAUCUACAUACAUCCAACACCACACCACACUCCCUCACGAUAUCGAGUAGCACAACAAAUCCCAAGCUGCAUUGAUCUGAAACGUACGUGCACAUAGCAUCUUGCUUGUGAGUCGCUUCUUCCCUACUCACAAGUACGCCCCCCUUCUACCCCUCCAUCAGCUGAUGAGAAUGUUGUGUGUAGUAAGGAAAGCUCGGUGAACAAGGACUCUCGGCAAGUUGAGGUUGCUAAGACUGCUUGCAUAUGCGGCCCGGCCUCGCAUAUAGAUUCUCGAGAUCGCUCAAGAUGGCUCUGCAUCCGCCUCCCGAGAGCGAGAAGCUCAUUUUCGCACCCUCGGGCUCCUCCCAAAACACCCGCGCCUCCCAAUUCACCCUAGGCCGCCUCUCCCUCCCCGCCCUCCACCCCACCUCGCCAACCCACCAAUUCAACACCUGGUUCACAGCAGCCCAAGAAACCCACGCCGUCCCGCACCCCGAAACAUGCACCCUCUCCACGGCACACCUCCCCUCCGGCCGCGUCUCCGCCCGCAUGGUCUACCUCAAGGAGCUCGACAGCAAGGGCGGCUUCGUAGUCUACACCAACCUCGGCACGUCCCGCAAAGCGGCCGACCUCGAGACAAACCCCCACGCGAGCCUGACGUUCUGGUGGGAGGCGCUGCAGAGGCAGGUGAGGGUUGAAGGCACGGCGGAGAGGUUGAGUAGGGAGGAGAGUCAGGUGUACUACGACACCCGCGUGCGCGGGAGCCGGAUCGGGGCGUGGGCUUCGCGGCAGAGUCAGGUGUUGGAGCCGCGGGAGGGCAUGAAGGGCGAGGGCGGGGAGGGGCAGGAUGAUGGGAGGGCGCAGUUGGAGGGGUGGGUGAAGGAGGUGGAGGAAAAGUUUGAGGGCCAGGACACGAUUCCGGUGCCUGAGUUUUGGGGCGGGUUGAGGGUUGUGCCGGAGAGGGUUGAAUUUUGGCAGGGGAGGGAUAGUCGGCUUCAUGAUCGGUUUGUGUAUGACAAGGUGGAGGGCGAGGAGGAUACGUGGACGAUUAAUAGGUUGAGCCCGUAGGCGGUGAUGGUGUAGUCACUAGGUAUAAGACAUGGUUAUGUUGUCAUUGUUCAGAGUCACGACGUAUUAUCACAAGCAACUCAUCAAACG
Molecule: messenger RNA, 1349 nt
Organism: Colletotrichum godetiae
Lineage: Eukaryota; Fungi; Ascomycota; Sordariomycetes; Glomerellales; Glomerellaceae
Product: pyridoxamine 5'-phosphate oxidase
Exons: 2
Coding region: 456-1259 (267 amino acids)
Biological process (GO): pyridoxine biosynthetic process
Molecular function (GO): FMN binding; pyridoxamine phosphate oxidase activity
Source: RefSeq, a predicted model, not a curated record